AUGGGUUGGUGGACCGGGCAUCGAUUGAUGCUUUUCUUGCAAAGCCCGGUUGUCGCUAUCUUAGCUGAUCUAUACGACACAUUUGACCAAAGAUGUGAGAAGAACCAUGCAAGGAUCGUUCGCUGUACUCCGGCCCUCUAUGUAUGGUUGGUUUCACACUUCUUUCACCAAGAGAUGAGACAUAUUUGCCCGUUAGAAGGCCACCGCUCAUGCACUGAGAAAAAAAAGGCAAAUUGGGACUGGCUCUUAGCAAACAAAGAGGGAGCGUCUGUCAAUUGGUUCCCCCGAUGGAAGGAAGGGAGAACCGGGAUUCUUAUUUCGUGUGGGAAAUUUCCAAAUGUUCCCUUGAUGGGGACGCGGGGUUGCAUCAAUUACAAUCCCGUCCUCGCUAUAAGACAACUUGGUUACCCUAUGAGAGGGGCGCCAUCAGAGGAAGUCCUCAUACCUUUCAUUACACGAGGUUUUAAUAGCACCAACGCGGGGGUGCUUCAGAGGGUCCACAAGGCAUGGGAAAUGUCGCAAAGAAAGGACAAGGAACUUAGGGGGAGUAGCAACGGGCCCAUCGACGGCUAUCGUAGGUGGUUGAAAGCCUACACACAAGAUCUGGAUUGGCUCCCGAGUUUGAGGACCACUAAGGGGAUGGAGAUUGAAACUCCGGAAGAAGACGAAGAGGUACAGGCCCUCAAGAUAGAACUUGAGAAAGCCCAGACAGUCAAGGAAAAGUUCAAGUCAGUAGCUGUUAGGAUCCGAAUGGAGAACGCCGAACUGAGAGACGUCAAUAUAGCCACCACCAAGGCCUUGGAAGUGGCGGACGAAUACGCUCGAGUGUACGCGGAAAAGGAGGCUAGAGGAAGGGUGAUUGACUUGUUACAUCAAGAAGCAACGAUGUGGAUGGAUUGGUUUGCUCUUACUUUGAACGGGAGUCAAGAGCUUCCCCGUUUGCUGGCAAAGGCCAAAGCUAUGGCGGACACCUACUCUGCCCCCGAGGAGAUCCACGGGCUCUUCCACUAUUGUCAACACACGAUAGACUUGAUGGCCCAUAUAAUUAGGAACCGUUAG
This is a messenger RNA of Glycine soja, 1059 nucleotides long. RefSeq lists its product as uncharacterized. The record is from RefSeq and is a predicted model, not a curated record. NCBI's taxonomy places the organism in Eukaryota, Viridiplantae, Streptophyta, Magnoliopsida, Fabales, Fabaceae. The coding region runs from base 1 to 1059 and encodes 352 amino acids. The transcript has 2 exons.